CCUGCCUUUCUGGACUCUUUCAAUACCCAGCAUUCUCCAGCCACACUGGACCGCCAGAUAUCACCUCACAGCACGCACACCCAAGUCUCGGUGCUCUCCUCCACCCCGCCCUGCCCCAGCUCCCAGAAAAUCCUGAGUCAUCAAAUCUUCUUCCAAGCAAGACCUGUGAUCCUUUCUGUCUUAGAUUUUGAGCAGAGCAUGGUCCUCGCUGCCUGUGGGCCAUAUACAACGUCUGACAGCAUCACAUACGACCCCCUGCAUGACCUGAUUGCUGUCAUCAAUCACGACCGGCCAGAUGUCUGCGUCCUGUUUGGUCCUUUUCUGGAUGCCAAGCAUGAACAGGUGGAGAACUGUCUACUGACAAGUCCAUUUGAAGAUGUUUUCAAGCAAUGUCUACGAACAAUUAUUGAAGGCACGAGAAGCUCCGGCGCCCACCUUGUUUUUGUCCCAUCACUGAGAGAUGUGCACCACGAACCCGUGUACCCGCAGCCACCUUUCAGCCACUCUGAUCUUUCUCGAGAGGACAAAAAGCGAGUCCUGUUUGUGUCCGAGCCCUGCAGCCUCUCAAUAAAUGGAGUGAUCUUUGGCUUAACGUCCACGGAUCUACUGUUCCACAUGGGGGCCGAGGAGAUCAGUAGUUGUUCUGGAACUUCAGACAGAUUCAGCCGAAUACUCAAGCACAUCCUGACUCAGAGGAGCUACUACCCACUCUACCCACCCCAGGAAGACAUGUCCAUUGACUUUGAGACUUUCUAUGUCUAUGCGCAGCUGCCUGUCACCCCAGACAUCUUCAUAAUCCCGUCAGAGCUGAGGUACUUUGUGAAGAACGUCCUCGGCUGUGUCUGCGUGAAUCCUGGGCGCCUGACCAAAGGGCAGGUGGGAGGCACCUUCAGCCGUCUCUACCUCAGGAGGCCGGCCGUGGACGGGCAGCGGAGGCAGAGUCCAUGUGUUGCCGCCCAAGUGGUCAGAAUCUGAGGCCUCUGUCUUCUGCCAUUCCCACCGGGCGGGCCCCAGAAGACAGCCGAGCCCUGAGAUGCAGCUCUUGGAUAAGAUCGUGCUGUUGCGUGGUGAAAGAGGGCCCUGGGGGGCCCAGCAGCGAGGACUUGGCAGGAAGCUCGAGCUUCUUGGGGGAAGCUCAGGCUUGACAGGGCACACGUGGUAUCCAGGAGUGAACUGGCAAAGGAUGCUGCCUGCUCAGAAGAGGUGAAAGGCUUUGUGAUUUUCUGCAUGAACCAAACACAGUAACAACUCUUGGAGAAACAAAAAUAUAUUCUGAGUCUGCCUCCUCAGUUUA
Messenger RNA from Carlito syrichta (Philippine tarsier), 1294 nucleotides. Its product is annotated as DNA polymerase alpha 2, accessory subunit. The transcript is spliced from 9 exons. The annotation marks the transcript as partial. Gene Ontology annotation, molecular function: DNA binding. Gene Ontology annotation, cellular component: alpha DNA polymerase:primase complex. Lineage: Eukaryota; Metazoa; Chordata; Mammalia; Primates; Tarsiidae. Gene Ontology annotation, biological process: DNA replication; DNA replication initiation. The record is from RefSeq and is a predicted model, not a curated record.